Messenger RNA from Eutrema salsugineum, 1635 nucleotides. Its product is annotated as probable pectinesterase/pectinesterase inhibitor 59. The coding region runs from base 1 to 1635 and encodes 544 amino acids. Gene Ontology annotation, molecular function: pectinesterase activity; pectinesterase inhibitor activity. The record is from RefSeq and is a predicted model, not a curated record. Gene Ontology annotation, biological process: cell wall modification. Lineage: Eukaryota; Viridiplantae; Streptophyta; Magnoliopsida; Brassicales; Brassicaceae. The transcript is spliced from 2 exons.
AUGAAUAUGAUGAUGCACAAAAUCUCUUUUCUUUCUCUUCAUUUACUGUUACUAUUACUACUCUAUCUCCAUCCUCUCACCACCGUAGCCGACGGAAAUUUCACCACCAGCAUUGACCAAUGGUGCAACAAAACUCCAUACCCUGAUCCAUGCAAACACUACUUCAAAAACCACAAUGGUUUUCGCUUGCCGAGACAGCUAUCCGAGUUCCGAGUAUUGCUGGUGGAAGCAGCCAUGGAUCGAGCUAUAUCCGCUCGAGACAAGCUGACUCAGUUCGGCAAGAACUGUACUGAUUGUCGGAAACAAGCGGUUUUGACUGACUGCAUUGACCUAUACGGAGACACGGUCCUGCAGCUAAACUGGACGCUGCAAGGCCUGUCUCCAAAAGCCCAUGCCGGAAAACGGUGCACCGACUUUGACGCUCAAACAUGGCUAAGCACCGCACUUACAAACACCGAGACUUGCCGACGCGGCUCAUCUGAUCUAAACGUCUCAGAUUUCACCACACCAAUCGUUUCAAACACCAAAAUCUCCAACUUAAUAAGCAAUUGCUUAGCCGUCAACGGAGCUCUCUUGACCGCCGCAAACAACGGUUCUGCCACCGCUUAUCGGAAGGGUUUUCCGGCGUGGAUUUCCGGUAAAGAGAGGAGACUUCUACAAUUGCAAUCCGCACGUGGCGUCAAAGCCAACCUCGUGGUGGCCAGAGAUGGACGGGGACAUUUCAGGACGGUGCAAGCGGCGAUUAACUGGGCUGGACGGAGAAGAGUGAAGUCGAGGUUUGUUAUAUACGUAAAGAGAGGGAUAUAUCAAGAAAACAUAAACGUACGUCUCAAUAACGAUAACAUAAUGUUGGUCGGCGACGGAAUGAGAUACACCAUUAUCACCGGUGGUCGUAGUGUCAAAGGCGGUUACACCACUUACAGCUCCGCCACUGCCGGUAUCGAGGGACUUCACUUCAUAGCCAAAGGCAUAACAUUCCGGAACACGGCUGGUCCAGCCAAGGGCCAGGCCGUGGCACUCCGCUCAUCCUCAGACCUCUCAAUCUUCUACAGAUGUGCAAUCGAAGGAUAUCAAGACACACUGAUGGUCCAUUCGCAACGCCAGUUUUACCGUGAGUGCUACAUCUACGGAACAGUCGAUUUCAUCUUCGGAAAUGCAGCCGUCGUUUUCCAAAACUGUCUCAUCCUUCCUCGCCGGCCACUCAAAGGUCAAGCUAAUGUCAUAACCGCACAAGGACGUGCUGAUCCUUUUCAAAACACAGGUAUCUCUGUCCACAACUCAAUGAUCCUACCAGCUCCUGACCUAAAACCUGUGGUCCGUAGCGUUAAAACGUACAUGGGCCGGCCUUGGAUGAAGUACUCGCGCACCGUGGUUCUCAAGACGUAUUUGGAUGGUUUUUUGAGUCCGGUUGGGUGGUCUCCGUGGAUUCGAGGUUCGAGCUAUGGUCUUGACACGUUGUUCUAUGCAGAAUAUAAGAAUAUCGGACCAGCUUCGUCCACGAGGUGGCGUGUUCGUUGGAAAGGGUUUCAUGUAUUGAAUAGAGCUUCUGAUGCAUCUGCUUUUACUGUUGGAAGAUUCAUCGCCGGUAACGCGUGGCUCCCACGCACCGGCAUACCCUUCAAGUCCGGACUCUAA